This is a messenger RNA of Heterocephalus glaber (naked mole-rat), 627 nucleotides long. Its product is annotated as olfactory receptor 11G2-like. The record is from RefSeq and is a predicted model, not a curated record. Gene Ontology annotation, molecular function: G protein-coupled receptor activity; olfactory receptor activity. NCBI's taxonomy places the organism in Eukaryota, Metazoa, Chordata, Mammalia, Rodentia, Bathyergidae. Gene Ontology annotation, biological process: G protein-coupled receptor signaling pathway. Gene Ontology annotation, cellular component: membrane.
AUGAAUGUGUCCAAGAAAGAAAACACAAACUCCAUUACCCACUUCAUCCUCCUGGGAUUCCCCUCAAGUCCAGAAAGGCAGCUCCUCUUCUUUGGGCUCUUCUCAGUAGCCUACACUCUGACUCUCAUGGGGAACAUAGCCAUUGCCUGGGCUGUGCAUGGAGACCAGCGCCUUCACACCCCCAUGUACAUCUUCUUGGGGAAUUUCUCUCUCCUGGAAAUUUGCUAUAUCACCACAACUGUCCCUAACUUAUUGGCUAACUUCAUCUCCACAACAAAGUCCAUUUCUUUUGUGAGUUGUUUUGCACAAUUCUACUUCUUCUUCUCCUUUGGGUGUGAUGAAGGCUUCUAUCUUUGCAUCAUGGCCUUUGACAGGUACCUUGCUGUCUGCCACCCACUGCAUUAUCCACGCAUCAUGACCAGACAGCUCUGCACUGGUCUUGUUGUCUUGGGAUGGUCCAUCUGCUGGAUACUUGGUUUCCUGUGGUACUUGAUUCCCAUCAUCACCAUCUCCCAAAUGUCCUUUUGUGGAUCCAGGAUAAUUGAUCAUUUUCUGUGUGACCCAGGUCCUCUGUUAGGCCUCACUUGCAAUAAAGCUGCCAUGAUAGAGCUUGUAAUCUCCAACUAA